Polypterus senegalus (gray bichir) is the source of this 902-nucleotide messenger RNA. Its product is annotated as cell cycle regulator of non-homologous end joining-like. The transcript is spliced from 4 exons. Gene Ontology annotation, biological process: negative regulation of double-strand break repair via nonhomologous end joining; double-strand break repair via nonhomologous end joining. The record is from RefSeq and is a predicted model, not a curated record. Gene Ontology annotation, cellular component: cytoplasm; nucleus. Bases 46 to 645 code for a protein of 199 amino acids. Lineage: Eukaryota; Metazoa; Chordata; Cladistia; Polypteriformes; Polypteridae.
AAAAAAAAAAAAGAAAAAAAGGUCAAUCAUGGUUGAUCUUCAGCUAUGGAGCCAUUACAGGAUAAACCACAGGAAAGGAGACGUACUUUACCUGCAUGGAUGGUUAGCCAGCCUGAGAAGAAAAAUCAUUAUAGCCACAAACGUGGUCUUUUGAAAUCUGCUGGUCCUCCAAAAAAGCAGAACAAAAGAAGCAUUGUGUACUGUAUGAAUGAAGAAGAGCUGGUCAACACUGCUCUCAGUAUUCUUGGCAAGAGACAGUUAAAUGAACUGGAACGUCAGAAUUCUGAAGACGUAAACCUAGGAAGAAAAUCAUCUGCAUGUGAAGUAAACAGCCCAUUCUGUGAUUCAGAAUCUCAGACCUCCAUUAUUCUCAAGGACGCUCAUGAUGAAGCUUCAAAAACAAACAGCCCUUUAAAAUCAUUUCAGAAACUGGAUCAGCCAGAUGGAGCUCAAAAGAUGGACAUGUCUCAGGAGAUAUUAGCUGCACAGAGUAGCUCCCAUUCACCUCCAUGUAAAUUUAAUACUGAAAGGAGCAGGUCAGUCUCUGCAUAUCCAGUGGAAGAAGUAGAAGAGGAGGAUGCUUUUAAACUUGUUCGUGAAAUAUUCUUCACCCCUCGGGACAAAACAAUAGUAUAUAAAAGCUAGUUUAGUUAGGUUCUUUAUUUAUUUUAAAGUAUGCUUUUUUUUUUACAUAAUGUAAGAUUUCUUUUUCACUUUAUUUGAACAGCAGACAAAAUCUUGAGAUUUAAAAGUUGCAAAGUUACAUUUGAUGGUGAGUAUUUUAAAUAUUGGUUAUACAUGUGACAUUUUAUACAUCAAAGUCCUUUAGGUUUGCAGUAUAUUUGGUGCAAGAGCUUAAACAAAAACAAGUUAUUUGGUAAUAAAGACAUGCUGAAUAUAAA